Gambusia affinis (western mosquitofish) is the source of this 3202-nucleotide messenger RNA. Its product is annotated as kynurenine--oxoglutarate transaminase 3-like. The transcript has 14 exons. Gene Ontology annotation, molecular function: L-kynurenine:2-oxoglutarate transaminase activity; pyridoxal phosphate binding. NCBI's taxonomy places the organism in Eukaryota, Metazoa, Chordata, Actinopteri, Cyprinodontiformes, Poeciliidae. Bases 127 to 1473 code for a protein of 448 amino acids. Gene Ontology annotation, cellular component: mitochondrion; cytoplasm. The record is from RefSeq and is a predicted model, not a curated record. Gene Ontology annotation, biological process: biosynthetic process.
GCUUACUUCGCCCCUCCUAAGUGCCUCUUCCGAUGUUUACAAACGCAGCAUUCUAUUUUCUAGCGAGAGAAGAGAAGUGUCUUCCUGCUGGAACACUGGAGCUUAGUAAGAACAGCACAGCUACAGAUGAGCUUUACACGGCGGAUCCUGGACGCCGUCUGGUUCACACGUCGUUCGUCUCCCACAAGCUGCCGGAGGUUUUGUACUUCACAGCCUGUAAUGGCGUCAAGGCACACUCACGCUAAGAGAAUUGAGGGACUGGACAAAAAUGUUUGGGUGGCGUUCACGUCAGUAGCAGCCGACCCAUCCAUCGUCAACCUCGGCCAGGGCUUUCCAGACAUCCCCCCGCCUUCUUACGUCAAGGAGGCUUUGGCGAAGGCCGCGUCAGUGGACCGCAUGAACCAGUACACCAGAGGAUUUGGUCACCCAUCCUUAGUGAAGGCCCUUUCUCAGGUGUAUGGGAAGGUUUACGGUCGCCAGGUUGACCCUCUUAAAGAAAUCCUGGUCACAGUCGGGGGUUAUGGUUCCUUAUUUAGCACCAUGCAGGGCCUGGUGGAUGAAGGAGACGAGGUGAUCAUAGUGGAACCUUUCUUUGAUUGCUACUUGCCGAUGGUCAGAAUGGCCGGAGCCAAGCCUGUGUUGAUCCCAUUACGGCCUAAACCUGGGAAGAAGACAGACUCAAGUGGCGACUGGUAUCUCGACCCAGACGAGCUCUCUGCAAAGUUCAGCUCCAAGACGAAAGCAAUCAUCAUCAAUACCCCCAACAAUCCUAUAGGGAAGGUUUUUACCAGAGGCGAGCUGCAGGUGAUCGCAGACCUCUGCAUCAAACACGACGCGCUGUGCUUCAGCGACGAGGUUUACGAGUGGCUCGUCUAUAAGGGACACCAGCACGUCAAGAUCGCCACUCUGCCUGGAAUGUGGGACAGAACGAUAACCAUCGGCAGUGCAGGGAAAACCUUUAGUGUUACCGGCUGGAAGCUGGGUUGGUCAAUAGGACCUGAGCACUUGAUAAAACACCUGCAGACCGUCAUGCAGAACACGCUGUACACCUGCCCUACACCUCUACAGGAGGCAGUGGCUCAGGGUUUGCUGCUGAACUACAAGCUGAUGGGUCAGCCCGACUGUUAUUUCUCUUCACUGGCUGAGGAACUGGAGGGGAAGAGGGACCGACUGGCCGCCAUCCUGCAGGAGGCCGGGAUGACUCCGAUCAUCCCAGAGGGAGGCUACUUCAUGCUGGUAGACGUCACGCCUCUCAAUCAGGACCUGUCCCACAUGGGCGACGACGAAGCCUACGACUACAAGUUUGUUAAGUGGAUGAUUAAAGAAAAGAAAUUAGCUGCUAUUCCUGUCACAGCGUUCGUCGGAGAGGAUUCCAAGGAGCAGUUUGAGAAAUAUAUUCGCCUGUGCUUCAUAAAGGAAGCCAGCACUCUGGAAGCAGCAGGGAACAUCUUAAAAAACUGGGGGAAAGUUUAGCAGGAUGUAGAGUUUGAACAAAUGGGAAUUAACCGGAAAUAAGAAUAUUUUUAUAGGGGCAGGAUUAUGUAAAAUCAAGUUUGCAUCAUGGUGUUAUGUUAUUCAAUCAUGAAAGACACACUUGGAGUGUUGCUUUGAUUUGUUCAUGAGUGUUAUUUUUUGUUUUGUUUUGAGUGCCUAGAAAGAGCAGAAGCUUCUUAAAGAGACAGAGGCACGAAUUCAAGGUGCCAAAUUGCAAAGUAAAUUUUUUUAAGGUACAUUUCAACACACACACACACAUAUACAUGGCAUUUUUAUAACAACUGAAGAUAACAUAGUUACUUAAUUCUGCUGUAAAAUGACACUAUAUGUCUGGAAAAUACAUAAUACUGUCACUUAAAUACCCUGGAAUGCAAAAACAAAUGUAGUAAAAAUCUCCUGUUCUGAAAUAUUGAAUGUCAUUUAUUUACCAAAUAACUGUAGAGAAGAAAAAAUAAAUGCACUGAAGAACCACCAGGAAUUCUGAAGAACCAUCCCCAACACUGUUACCGUUUUAACAUUUUUGUCACCUUCAUGUUGCUUCAAGCUAAUUGCCAUAUUAGUAAAAAAAUACUCUUAACUACAAUGACAUCAAAAUACUGUGUGUCUUUUUUUAAAAUUCAUUUUAGUUUCACUGUGAUUACUGUCAGACCUGUUGGGUUAAGAGAUGUAUAAAGUUGAACUUUUCUGACAACGUAAAGUAGGCUUUCAAACUGAAUGGCCGACCUCAGUUCAUGACUUAAACUCAGGAGAUUAAAUGUAAAAAAAAAAAAAAAAAGAUAAAUAGUGGCAUCACCAGUUACUAGGUUCAGGGGCAAAUAACUUUCUCUCAGGGGCAGGUUGCUUUGGGUAACAUUUUUCUCACUUGUGGCAGGACUAGGAAAACAAUAGUCACAGUCUGAGUUUUUGCGAAGCUGGUUGAGACGUGCAGCUGUAAAUGCAGUAAAAUGUGGUUGUCACUUGAAAAAUGUUAAGAAAAAAACUGUUCAUAGAAUGUUAGCAGAGUGCUGUAAGUUGGAUUCUUAAUUAUCUUUCUCUAAGCAGUUUUAUUGUAAGCUGCAGAGCUUGUUUUCCACUGACAUUUGACUUGAAGGCAUGAAAAUUGCUCAUUUUAGAGGCCCAGUAAACCUUCAACAUGAACCAGUAGGAAACUCUGCAUUACAAGGCAUGCGGCCAUUUAAAAGUUGGCUGUUAAAAAGAAAAAGGUACAUUAGCCCAAAGGGUAAAAAAUAGUUUAAGGAUUGGUGUAGAAAACAGCAACAAGAUUUUAAAAGCUAGUAGUGCAUGAAAUGUUGACAAGGCUAAAGGUGAAGAUAAAAAGGUCCAUAAUUAAAAUUCUAAAUGUCCUGACCAAAAGCUAAAAGUGGAGGCAUAAUUAUUUAAAAGAUUAAUAAGGGCUUCAAAAACUGGUUGGUGGGGAAAAAAAACUGAAAAAAAAAUUGAAAUAAAAAUCACUGAUAUGGUUAAAUAGGAGAGGUAACUGAUAAAAGAGCUAAUUAUACAAAUAAAAGCAUAUCUUAUACACCCAACUAUAUAAAUAAGCCAGACUAGGAAAUAUAUUGUAAAGCUAAAUCAUGUUUUCACAGUGUCAAAAGUGCAGCUUUUGACACUGUUGACCAUGACAUAUUACUGAAUCGACUGGAGAGUUGGGUCGGACUCUCCGGUCCAGUGCUUAACUGGUUUGAAUCGUACAUAAAGAACAGGGAUUUCU